This is a messenger RNA of Podarcis lilfordi (Lilford's wall lizard), 2908 nucleotides long. Lineage: Eukaryota; Metazoa; Chordata; Lepidosauria; Squamata; Lacertidae. The record is from the annotation of a GenBank genome assembly.
AUGCUCCUCACCUGGGUUUCGAUGCUGACCCUGGCGCUCCUGGCAGGGAGUGGGGACGCCCAGAGCUGCAAGCCUGAGCUGCAAGGCACUGGUAAGAGCUCCCAAAGGGGUCUGUGGGUCAGACCCAAAUGCAAAUAAUACUUCUCCACCACCCCAAAGCACCCCCUAUUUUCCCCAAACCAGUGACCUCUAAGCUGCUGUUGUGACAGUGAAAGUUGGGAGCCAUCUUACCUAGUGAGGACGUCACAUAUUAAGAUGGCAAAGCCUGAAUUAGUUAUCCAAAGGGUUCAGACCUGACAAGUUGUGAUGGGGGAACAACAUUUCCCCUCCGUUGGACCCAUUCAUCAGAUUCAUCCCUUUAUGUGUUCAGACUGGGGCUGUUUCACCCACAGGCAGAGGAUGCAGCACUGAGGUGGCUGCUGUUUCCUGAUGGUGCAGCCUCUAGAGCUCAGCAUCAGGAGCCCAUUGCUCAUCGGGGCACCCCCAAAAAUGGGUCUGGGAAGGCCAUGACCAAUGCUACCAUUGGACAUCAAUGCCAAGGUUGGAUAGGGCCGGUCUCUGAGCAUGUUCAGUGUGCUUUCAUACUCAGCACCUAGAUGGCCCUCUUAGGACUAUAUUCUACAUUAUCCUUCAAGACUGCUUGGGGAGAGGGAGGAGGAACUGGUUUAUCUUUCGAUUUCCCAUUUGCCCAAUGCGACCUUCAGUCUGGUAGCUCAUUCCUUCAGGUGAAAUGGGGGUGGAUGUGCUAUGAGGUAUACAUGGAUGGCAAGAAAUCAACACACUCUUGAAAUCUCCAACAACACGUUCAGAUGUAACCUCUUUGUUGUCACUGCAAUUUUUUCCUGCUCUUACACUGCACAAGGGACGCGGGUGGCACUGUGGGUUAAACCACUGAGCCUAGGACUUGCCGAUCAGAAGGUUGGUGGUUCGAAUCCCCACAAUGGGGUGAGCUCCCGUUGCUCAGUCCCUGCUCCUGCCAACCUAGCAGUUCAAAAGCACGUCCAAGUGCAAGUAGAUAAAUUGGUACCACUCUGGCGGGAAGGUAAAUAGCGUUUCCAUGUACUGCUCUGGUUCGCCAGAAGCGGCUUAGUCAUGCUGGCCACAUGACCCGGAAGCUGUACGCCAGCUCCCUUGGCCAAUAAAGCGAGAUGAGCGCUGCAACCCCAGAGUCGGCCAUGACUGGACCUAAUGGUCAGGGGUCCCUUUACCUUUACACUGCACAAUGACAACCCCCGUUUUAUCCUCACAAGAGCCCUGCGAGGUGUCAGGCUGAAGGAGAAAGGACCAAACUCAGCCUCCGGCUCUCAGCACCACCAGCUUAUUGCAGGACUGGGCUUGCCCCAAAAUGCAGGGAGGUGGGAAGAGGGCAGGAACAUUUAAUUAAAAUCUGGAAAUGCAACUAUUUUAAUAUCAGUGUGGCGAUAUUCCUCCCUCUUCUGUUGCAGCUUCUUUGAACACUGAAAGUGGGUCUCCUGAAGGGCUUUGCAAAGCUUCCCCUGGUCUCUGUGCUCCCUGUUCUUGUCCAGAGAGGAGCUUCCAUGGAAGCUGUAUAACUCUCUAACCAUUUAUUCUCCCUCCAUCUCCUUCCCAUCCUGCUCCAGCUCACAACUUGGCCAAAGGCCGCCCAGCCUUCCAGUCCUCCAUCUACCCAAAUCAGGUUUUUACUGGCGCAAAAAACGCUGUGGAUGGGAAUUGUGACGGGUUCUUCGUCGGAGGCUCCUGCACCCACACUAAUCAAGACCAGGACCCCUGGUGGUACGUGGACCUGGGCGAUGAGUAUGCCAUCUCGGCCGUGGUGGUGAAAAACCGUCAGGGCUGCUGCAGUGAGAGACUCCGGGGAGCCCAGAUCCAUGUAGGAGACUCCGUGGUUGACCAUGGCAAGUCCAACCCCCUGUAAGUUUCAUUUUCCCCAACCUCCAUCCUGCCCCCUUUACAAGGGUGGGACAGGGACAGUGACCAAAGAUGGAGAAAGUGGGUGGUGGUAAUUUUGUAGUAAUUAUUCUGGACUACAGUGAAAGGUAGUGAGUGAUAUGAAUGAAUGCAUCCUCCCCUAUCAUUCUGCCCGGACACUGAGGUCCAGCUCCAAAGGCCUUUUUCUGGAAGUUCCCUCACUGCAAGAAGUGAGGUUACAGGGAACAAGGCAGAAGGGCCUUCUCGGUGGUGGCGCCUGCCCUGUGGAACGCCCUCCCAUCAGAUGUCAAGGAAAUAAACAACUACAGUGGUACCUCGGGUUAAGUACUUAAUUCGUUCCGGAGGUCCGUUCUUAACCUGAAACUGAAGCACCACUUCAGCUAAUGGGGCCUCCUGCUGCUGCCGUGCCGCCAGAGCACAAUUUCUGUUCUCAUCCUGAAGCAAAGUUCUUAACCCGAGGUAAUAUUUCUGGGUUAGCGGAGUCUGUAACCUGAAGCGUCUGUAACCCGCGGUACCACUGUAUCUGACUUUUAGAAGACAUCUGAAGGCAGACCUGUAUAGGGAAGUUUUUAAUGUCUGAUGUUUUAUUGUAUUUUUAAUAUUUUGUUGGAAGCUGCCCAGAUGGGCGGGGUAUAAAUAAAUAAAUAAAUUAUCAUCAUCAUCAUUAUAAACGCCAGGGAGGCCAGCUUUUGGGGGAGACUGGGCAUCACCCUUUGACUGGGAUCAUGAGGAAUAGCAUAUAUUUAGGGAUGUAUUCCUUCACAGUUUAGAUGGAGAUUCCACAUUAAACCCACCCUACAGCUGAUUCUCUCUCUCUCUCUCCCUCUCUCUCUCCAGCUGUGGGACCAUCACAGACACCAGCCUUGGCUCUGUCAGCACCUUGUACUGCAAUUGGCUCAAGGGCCGCUUCGUGAGCGUCAACAUCCCGGGAAGGGCCGAAUACCUGACCUUGUGCGAGGUGGAGGUCUAUGGCACCAAGGCAGAAGACCAGUGCUAG